This is a messenger RNA of Dreissena polymorpha, 1800 nucleotides long. Its product is annotated as dentin sialophosphoprotein-like. The transcript is spliced from 4 exons. The record is from RefSeq and is a predicted model, not a curated record. NCBI's taxonomy places the organism in Eukaryota, Metazoa, Mollusca, Bivalvia, Myida, Dreissenidae. The coding region runs from base 1 to 1800 and encodes 599 amino acids.
AUGGCGGACGCAUCAAAUGUAAAUGGAAGCUCGAAUGCUGCGGACGCAUCAAUUGGAACGGGUAACUCGAGCAAGGCAGACGAAUCAAAUGUAAAUGGAAACUCGAGGUCUACAGUGGCAUCAAUUGGGACGGGAAACUCGAGCAAGGCAGACGAAUCAAAUGUAAAUGGAUACCCGAGUAACACGGACGCAUCGAUUGGUACGGGUAACUCGAGCAAGGCGGACGAAUCAAAUGUAAAUGGAAACCCGAGUACCACGGACGCAUCAAUUGGAACGGGUAACUCGAGCAAGGCGGACGAAUCAAAUGUAAAUGAAAACUCGAGUACUGCGGACGCAUCAAUUGGAACUGGUAAUUCGGGCAAGACAGACGAAUCAAAUGUAAAUGGAAACUCGAGAACUGCUGACGCAUCAAUAGGAACGGGUAACUCGAGCAAGGCGUACGAAUCAAAUGUAAAUGGAAACUUGAGUACCACGGACACAUCAAUUGGAACGGGUAACGCGAGCAAGGCGGACGAAUCAAAUGCGGACGAAUCAAAUGUAAAUGGAAACUUGAGUACCACGGACACAUCAAGUGGAACGAAUAACUCGAGCAAGGCGGACGAAUCAAAUGUAAAUGGAAACUCGAGUCUCACGAACGCAUCAGUUGGAACUGGUAACUCGAGCAGGGCUGACGAAUCAAAUGCACAUGGAAACUUGAUUACUGCGGACGCAUCAAUUGGCACGGGUAACUCGAGCAAGGCGGACGAAUCAAAUUUAUAUAGAAACUCGAGCAAGGCGGACAAAUACAAUGUAAAUAGAAACUCGAUUACCACGGGCGCAACAAUUGGAACUACCAACUCGAGCAAGGCGGACGAAUCAAAUGUUAAUGGAAACUCGAGUACCACGGACGCAUCAAUUGGAACGGGUGACGCGAGCAAGGCGGACGGAUCAAAUGCUGACGAAUCAAAUGCAAAUGGAAACUUGAUUACUGCGGACGCAUCAAUUGGCACGGGUUACUCGAGCAAGGCGGACGCAUCAAUUGGAACUGGAAACUCGAGCAAGGCGGACAAAUCAAAUGCAAAUGGAAACUCGAGUACCACGGGCGCAACAAUUGGAACUACCAACUCGAGCAAGGCGGACGUAUCUUAUUUUAAAGGAAACUCGAGUACCACGGACGCAUCAAUUGGAACUGGUAACUCGAGCAAGGCGGACGAAUCAAAUGCAAAAAGAAACUCGAAUACCACGGACUCAUCGGUUAGAACUAGUAACUCGAGAAUUUCGAGUACCACGAACGCAUCAAUUGGAACUGGUAACUCGAGCAAGGCGGACGAAUCAAAUGUAAAUGGGAACUUGAGUACCACGGACGCAUCAAUUGGAACGGGUAACUCGAGCAAGGCGCACGAAUCAAAUGUUAAAGGAAACUCGAGUACCACGGACGCAUCAAUUGGAACUGGUAAAUCGAGCAAGGCGGACGAAUCAAAUGUUAAUGUUCAAUCGAGUGCCACGGUUGGAACUGGUAACUCGAACAAGGUAGACGAAUCAAAUGUAAAAGGAGAUUCGACUACCACGGACGCAUCAAUUGAAACUGGUAACUCGAGAAAGGCGGACGAAUCAAAUGUAAAAGCAAACUCGAGUACCACGGACGCAUCAAUUGGAACGGGUUACUCGAGCAGGGCGGACGAUUUAAAUGUUAAAGGAAACUCGAAUACCACGGACGCAUCAAUUGGAACGGGUAACUCGAGCAAGGCGGACGAAUCCAAUGUAAAUGGACACUCGAGUACCACGUACGCAUCAAUUGGAACUAAUAACUCGAGCAAGUAG